AUGGCGCGUAUGGUAACAUCUCCGUGUCUAGGAGACCACGUUACAACAACAAACUCAAAGGACACUGCUAAUUCUAAAACGGUCCGCCACACAACCCCAAGUACAAGCCAGGGCGCGCACAAUCCCAUCGCGUCCCCGGGACAAUCGACCGAUGUAGCAACCGAAGACUUCGAAAUCACCGCCGCACUGAACCUCAUCGCCGUCUCAGUGGCUCAGCAGCGCUAUCUCGCCGCCAAAUCUUUCAUCCUCCACCCGGCCACUCUGACUCUGGUAGCCGUGGGUUUCGCUUACAGUGUCGGUGCCGUUUACCAUGACCCAUCUGGAUGGCCCUACAUUGUUGUUAUCUGUGUCACCGUGGUAUCAGCCACUCUGGGUAUUGUCACACGCGUGGUUAUGGAGUAUAACAAUGAGGCUGGGAAGGUUGGAACAUUGAACUGGCUGUACGGGCAUGAUCUUAGCAAUGAUGUUAGCGCCCAUCAAGACCCCGCCUUCAACUCGGACAAUGGAGUUACGUUUGUGCUUGUUCAUCGAUUCGGGGCUCGCAUUGUCGGAGCGCUUGUUAUUAGCAUCGUCUACGGUGGAAUUGAACCCAAUCCGAAUGCCAACACGACGAUCCUCCCAACGGGCGAAGACCACCAUGCCUUUAUACGUGCCUGGACAGUUCAAAAGGCCUUCCGUGGGUACGGCAUUGGCGCCGCGCUCCUCUACGAUGCUGUCAUGAUCUGCUAUGAGCAUAAGUGGAAUGGACUCCAGUUCGCGAAUUCCCACGCCAACUCGCUUCGCGUCUUUCCCUGCAUCUUUCACUAUGACAUGGAUCAGGCAUCUACUAUGUGGAGCUCGUAUCUGCGCAAGCGGACUGAGGCUUAUCGUCAAUCACUUGCUGCUUUAGAGGCUCGGAUCCUCAACGUGGCCCUGCAUACGAAGGUUAACCAGGACCCGAUGGUUGAUGCACAAAGGCGGUUAAUUUGUACCCAUGCGAAGCUGGAGGAAUUGAUCCGAAGAUACUUCAAUGUGCGUCUUGAAAAGGCAGUUGAAGCUCAGACUCGAUGGAAGGAAUCGUAA
Penicillium vulpinum is the source of this 1062-nucleotide messenger RNA. RefSeq names its product Acyl-CoA N-acyltransferase. Lineage: Eukaryota; Fungi; Ascomycota; Eurotiomycetes; Eurotiales; Aspergillaceae. The record is from RefSeq and is a predicted model, not a curated record. The coding region runs from base 1 to 1062 and encodes 353 amino acids. Gene Ontology annotation, molecular function: acyltransferase activity, transferring groups other than amino-acyl groups. The transcript has a single exon.